AUGUCUUCUAGUAUAUAUUCGUGUGCGAACUCUGUUGGUGACUGCGCUGAGGUCAUUGGGCUUUCAUCGGAUGAUCAAACUGGAGAAAUCCACUUCUUGGCACAGGUAAGGAAGUUCAGUGCUAUCAAGGUCACAUUAGUUAACUUGGAUCACCUAUCACAGUAUCCUAAUGGAACCAUGGCACUCUUUGAACUUAACCAAGAUGACAGGACUCCACAUUUGCUUUCAACGUCAGCAGACUUGCCAGCGUAA
This is a messenger RNA of Cylicostephanus goldi, 252 nucleotides long. NCBI's taxonomy places the organism in Eukaryota, Metazoa, Nematoda, Chromadorea, Rhabditida, Strongylidae. The record is from the annotation of a GenBank genome assembly.